Molecule: messenger RNA, 1164 nt
Organism: Lathyrus sativus (Indian pea)
Lineage: Eukaryota; Viridiplantae; Streptophyta; Magnoliopsida; Fabales; Fabaceae
Source: the annotation of a GenBank genome assembly
AUGGAUCUAAUAGUCUUUCUAGUUCUUAGUUUGUGCAUCACAAGUUGCAAAAUUGAUGCCAGAAACAAUAUUUUACUGGAUGGAGAAAAUCAUUUUACUCGAUCUGAUAGCCUCAUGAAAAUUCAACAUCAACUGGACAAUGAUUUUGACUGUGUUGAUCUCUACAAGCAACCUUCUCUACAAAAUCCUGUACUAAAAAAUCACAAAAUCCAGCUUUAUCCAACCUUUGCAAAUAACAUCAUGCAAAGUAAAUUAUCUAAUAGGAAAAUUGUGGAGGGAUGUUCGGUGGGAAAAGUGCCUAUUUACACCAGAAGAAAAAUACAACAAAAUAUUACUAACUCAUCAUCAAGAUUAGAAACAGAUGAUUUUCAGCAGUAUUCAAAAGAUUCUCCUGGAUAUCAUACCGUUACUCUAGAUACAACCCGAAACGUGAUAUUUCAUGGAGCAUCAGCAGGCAUAGGCGCGUAUAAUCUGUCACUUCAAGCAAAACAAUACAGCAUAUCUUCAAUAUGGCUAGAAAGUGGACCCCCAAAUGAACUUAAUAGCAUAAAAGUCGGACUUGGAGUUCAUCCAAGUUUAUAUGGAGAUAGUCAACUGCGAUUAACUGGUCAUUGGACGGCUGAUAAUUACGGAAAAACUGGAUGUUAUAAUAUUGUUUGUCCGGGUUUUGUGCAAGUUAACCGUGAUAAAGAUUAUGCUAUUGGUUCUGUUUCGCAUCCUACUAGUGCGAUUGGAUCAACAACAAAAUAUAUUGGUUAUAUCAAAAUCAAGCAGGAUCGAAUUACAGGUCAUUGGUGGUUAAUUAUUCAAACUACAAAACCAAUAUAUGUUGGAUAUUGGCCAAAAGAAUUAUUCACUCAUUUAAGCAAAGGAGCCUCUUUAAUAAGAUUUGGAGGUCAAACUUAUGCUCCGCCUAAUGAGGAUAGUCCUCCCAUGGGUAGUGGGAGAUUGCCGAGAGAAAAAUUCAUAAACUCAGGUUUCAUGGUAUUACUAAAGAUUUUUGAUUCAGAAUAUAAUGAAAUUGACAUAAAACCUGAAGAUAUGAAGCGAUAUACCGAUGCUAAUUCAAAUUGUUAUGACUUGUGGUACCAUGGUUUUGAAGGAUAUCAGUAUAGGCAAGCUUUUCUUUAUGGAGGUCCAGGCGGACGAAAUUGUGAUAUAUGA